Molecule: messenger RNA, 549 nt
Organism: Thelazia callipaeda (thelaziosis nematode)
Lineage: Eukaryota; Metazoa; Nematoda; Chromadorea; Rhabditida; Thelaziidae
Source: the annotation of a GenBank genome assembly
AUGGUGCAUUUAAGAAAAUUAAAGCAGAAAGUGGUGGUUGCAAUGCAUCUGCAGUAUUUGCUAGUGCGCUUUCAAGCGGUUCUCAGACUUUACAAUAUUUAUAUCAGCGUGAGAAGACGGCAUCGUACGACAUUCACGCAAGAGCAGCUAGCGGAAUUAGAUGCCGCUUUUCAGAAAUCUCAUUAUCCAGAUAUUUACGUCCGUGAAGAACUUGCUAGGAUUACAAAAUUGAAUGAAGCACGAAUUCAGGUAUGGUUUCAAAAUAGGCGGGCAAAGCAUCGAAAACAAGAAAAACAAUUAUCCAAAGCUUUGGUACAACAAGCAGUUUUUCCAUCACAAAGUGCCGCGGGACAAAUUAUGCGAACACCAAUGUAUCCCCCCACUGCUGCUAUGUCAGCCCGAGCUGCCGCGGAUCCAUUCUGGUACCAGCCAUAUCCGGUCGCUCAUCCAAUGGCUUAUCCAACAGCCUCGGCUUAUGGUACUGUAUCAACUGCACAUACGUUCGGCACGCCAAUGGCUACGUACGUAGAAUCAUUAUAUUUUACAUAA